AUGUCUAGCAAAUGUGAAAUAUGUCAUGAGAUUGAAUUCAAGUAUAAAUGUCCUAAAUGUUUGAAAAAAACCUGUUCCUUAAAAUGUUCUCAAGCCCACAAGAAAGAUGAUAACUGUUCAGGAAUCGCUCACGAUCCCACUGUUUAUAUUCCCCAUGAUACAUUGAAAGAAGCUGAUGAUGAAAAUCAUGAGAGCAAUGUAUUGGUUCAGAGGGAUUUCAAUUAUUUGACAAACCUUAAAAGAGUGGUAGAGCUACAGAAAGUCGAUGGGAAAACCAAAAAUAAAAGAACCUUACAAAGUUUCAAUAAUAAUAAUACAAAUAAGAGAGCGAGGUUUAAUAAUGGACCAGUUUCAGAAAGUAAUAGAGUAGUUAGGAGAGGCGUUAAUUGCCUUUUGCUACCAAGGGGUAUGCAACGUUCUGUACAGAAUAGAAGUAAAUGGGAUAAACCUCUGGAUGUAUUCGUAUGGUCGAUAGAAUGGAUAAUCUGUUCUGUAGGAAAGAAUGAUCAAAGUAAAGAAGAUACCUCCAAUAAUCUUUCCAAGGAGAAGUCAGUGGUAAAAUAUGUCAGUCAUAGAUUUAAGGAAACUGAUUCUAUUGUGGGAGGAAUGAGUAAUAUCGUAUUUGAAAAAUGUUGUAAUGAAUUUGGCAUUCCAACCCCAGAGAAAGGUAGUAAUACACCCGAUGUUGACAAGGCAGCUAUCAUAAAAGAAAAUAACUGGAAAUUUUAUAUAAAAUGGUUUCCUUAUAAUAACACGAUGGUGAUGGAUUCCAAAAAUUUGAUACAAAUCGAUGCAUCUGAAAAAUGUAUAGGAGAAAUAUUAAGAGACAAGACUGUCAUCGAAUAUCCGACAAUUUUUAUAAGUCAGACGGAAGCUAAUUUACCAAAUGAUUUUACUGUCAUUGAAGAACCUAAAUAUGAGGAGAGAACACGGACAUUUGGUUCUGAAAGUACUGUAUCAUCUUCGAAUGAAAACAGGAAACACAUAACGAAGAAAUUGAAUAUACAAGUUAAUGAUGCUGACGAUAACGAACCGCCUGAAGAAGAAGCUAUUAGAAUAGGUCAUAAAAAUACUGAGAAUGAUGUUGCGAAAGAGAAGAAGUCCAUCAUAGCUCCUGUCAGUGAUGAGGAUAGUGACGAUUAUGAACCUGGCUUAAAUAUUGAUUUCCUCGCUAGCUAG
Messenger RNA from Naumovozyma dairenensis CBS 421, 1179 nucleotides. RefSeq names its product Bcd1p (gene BCD1). Lineage: Eukaryota; Fungi; Ascomycota; Saccharomycetes; Saccharomycetales; Saccharomycetaceae. Gene Ontology annotation, cellular component: pre-snoRNP complex; nucleus. The transcript has a single exon. The record is from RefSeq and is a predicted model, not a curated record. Gene Ontology annotation, biological process: maturation of LSU-rRNA from tricistronic rRNA transcript (SSU-rRNA, 5.8S rRNA, LSU-rRNA); snoRNA localization; box C/D snoRNP assembly. The coding region runs from base 1 to 1179 and encodes 392 amino acids.